Molecule: messenger RNA, 1363 nt
Organism: Pantherophis guttatus
Lineage: Eukaryota; Metazoa; Chordata; Lepidosauria; Squamata; Colubridae
Product: olfactory receptor 5V1-like
Biological process (GO): G protein-coupled receptor signaling pathway
Cellular component (GO): membrane
Molecular function (GO): G protein-coupled receptor activity; olfactory receptor activity
Source: RefSeq, a predicted model, not a curated record
AUGAAAAAUGGCUGUUGGUUGUCAUGGCUAUGUUUGUAAUUCCAUAUUUUUUAAAAAUGACAGUCAUUCUUUUUCCUUCUCCUCAGACAGGAGGCCAUGACAGAAGCUGAGAACUUCACCUCCAUCAAGGAAUUCAUCCUGCUGGGACUCACCAGCCAGAGGAAAAUCCAGCUUCUCCUCUUUGGGAUCAUUCUUAUCAUCUACUUGCUUACAGUAUUGGGGAACAUAUUGAUCAUCAUAUUGGUGAAGGUUGAUGUAAAACUCCACACACCCAUGUAUUAUUUUCUUUCCCAACUUGCAGGGGUAGAUAUCUGCUAUGUUACCAGCACCAUGCCUCUCAUGUUGACUCAGCUCCUGGCAGACGAUGGAACCAUUUCUUUAACUUUCUGCAUGAUCCAGAUGUACAUAGCCUUGGCCGCAGGUUCUUUUGAGAGUCUACUGUUGGGGGUCAUGGCCUAUGACCGCUACCUGGCCAUCUGCCGCCCUUUACUUUACCCUGUUCUUAUGGGCAAACAGUGCCAGUUGCAGUUCACUUUAGCUUGCGGGAUCACAGCUCCUCUGAUCUGUGUGAUUUGUAUUGUCUGCCUCAUUUGCCAAAACUAUUGUGGUCCCAAUCAGAUCAAUCACUUCAUAUGUGAGUUGCCAGUGGUGUUGAAACUUGCUUGUGGCGAUACCAGUACUGCUGAGGACAUUAUUUUUGGUUUGGGUUCCUUUGUCCUUGUGGUUCCCUUUUGUAUGAUACUGACCUCCUAUGGAUUUAUUCUUCAUUCUGUGUUACAAAUGAAAUCAAGUGGGCGGCGCAAGGCUUUCUCUACCUGCGCCUCCCAUCUCCUUGUGGUCUUCUUGUUUUGUGGCCCUUCUAUCUGUGUGUAUCUGCUUCCACAGACUGAUUCAGCACCGAAUCGCGAUAAACAAAUUGCAGUCUUCUACGUUGUGAUCACUCCUCUCCUCAACUCUAUCAUUUAUACUCUGCGAAACAAGGACAUUCAUAAGGCAGUAGCCAAGAUCUUCUGAAGAAGAACCUUUGAACAAAACUAUUUGUGUCAGGAUUGAUCAACUUACUUUAAAAAAUAUAUAUCUUGAAGGCCUAGCAAUGACUCAUUGUGAGUAUUGCUCUGCAAUAAUUUGAAAGUCUGUGUUUGUCAACCCUGAGAUCAACUCUGUUCUGUGGAUAUACCACUCACAGUGUUGAAAUAUUGUAGAAAUCUGUUUGAAUGUACCAUAAUGAUGAACAAAACACUGCCCAUAGAAAUUCCUGCUCAAUUUAGCACAUAUUGGGGGAAGAUAUAGUGGUCUGAAUGUAGUGAUAUAAAUUCAGGAUAAUAUGGCUUUUUAUGAACAACAAAGUUUAAUAAAAGUUGGA